Molecule: messenger RNA, 243 nt
Organism: Lymnaea stagnalis (great pond snail)
Lineage: Eukaryota; Metazoa; Mollusca; Gastropoda; Lymnaeidae
Source: the annotation of a GenBank genome assembly
CUGAGUGAUGACGUGUCAUCGAUGGCUCAGCCCCCGACCCCCGCGACCAGCAACUCCUCGGGCAGCCGGCGCCUCCGGACGGCGUACACCAACACCCAGCUCCUGGAGCUCGAGAAGGAGUUCCACUUCAACAAGUACCUGUGCCGCCCACGCCGGAUCGAGAUCGCCGCGUCGCUCGACCUCACGGAGCGGCAGGUCAAGGUCUGGUUCCAGAACAGGCGGAUGAAGUACAAGAGGCAGUCC